CUUGCCAUACUGAGGUAGCCAAAUCCGCCGCUACACCUCCGGCUCUCCAGAUGCAUUUUGACCGUCGGUAGCAGCAGGAACCAGGGGGUUUAAACCCGAAUAAUCCACGAUGUCCUGGGUAAAAGCAGCGUCGCUCGGCGGCGAAGAUGUUUUCGACGACACGGCGGAUGAUCUGUCUUUACAAAGUAAGGAGUGGACGUCCAACAUGAAGAAACGCAUCAAGGACGGCUAUGUGGACGGAGUUAACGCCGGGGAGGAGGCCUCGCUCCAGGAGGGGUUUAACCAGGGGUUCAGAGAAGGAUCGGCGCAGACUGUGGCCGUGGGUCGCCUCCGAGGGAUUGUGAGCGCUGUGUGGUGCUGGUGCCAGAUCCAGCAUCCAGAGCAGCCCGCCCCGUCCUGCGUCGUCGACCUCCUGCAGCGGGCGACGCGCCUCGAGCAGGAAAUCGUAGACGGCAUCAGGAGCGCGCUGGAGAAUCCGCCUCCCAGCGUGAGCGACGUCUCAGAGAGCAUGGAGGACCUGGAGGUGAGGCGGGAGGAGCCGGGCUGUCAGGAGAUGGACUGCUGCAGGAGCGAAGGGGAAACGGACCAUCAGCAGAACCCCUGCGGGUCGGACGAAGGUCUGGACGUCCUGGUGCAGCGCUGCGUGGACGUGGCGUCAGAGCUGGGACUGCCACAAGAACUGAUGGAUCACAUAGAGGAGCUGAGGAGCAUCAGCCAAUCGGCGUGAUGCACAGCGACGCUUCAGCUCCCCGGGAUCCAUUACAAACAAGACUUGAAGGAAUUUGACGUGUAAAUAAUCUGUAUUCUAAAAGAUGCUUUGGAAAUACUUGAAUAUAAUAAUAA
This is a messenger RNA of Fundulus heteroclitus (mummichog), 843 nucleotides long. RefSeq names its product OTU deubiquitinase with linear linkage specificity a (gene otulina). The transcript has 3 exons. Bases 110 to 727 code for a protein of 205 amino acids. The record is from RefSeq and is a predicted model, not a curated record. NCBI's taxonomy places the organism in Eukaryota, Metazoa, Chordata, Actinopteri, Cyprinodontiformes, Fundulidae.